Drosophila biarmipes is the source of this 773-nucleotide messenger RNA. Its product is annotated as putative defense protein 3. NCBI's taxonomy places the organism in Eukaryota, Metazoa, Arthropoda, Insecta, Diptera, Drosophilidae. The record is from RefSeq and is a predicted model, not a curated record. The transcript is spliced from 2 exons. Gene Ontology annotation, molecular function: oxidoreductase activity, acting on metal ions. The coding region runs from base 25 to 531 and encodes 168 amino acids.
GAAAAACCGAAACUACAUACGGUCAUGAAGGAUCUGUUCAACUGGCUAAGCCUGGCGCUGAUCCUCCUGCUGGGCAGUGCCAUAGCCUUUCCGGAUGGAGCGCCAGCGGACACGUGCGUGAAACAGCGGGCCAAUCAGCCGAAUCACGGCAAGGCCAGGAGUCAGCCGGCCCACUUGAAUCCCUACGAGGUGGUGGCCGACGCCCAGACCUACCAUCCCGGCCAGCAGAUAUCGGUGGUGAUUUACCCACACUCCGACCAGAGCACCGUCUUCCGGGGAUUCUUCCUGCAGGCGCGGGACUCGCACUCGAACGAGUGGAUCGGGGAGUGGGUGCAGAGCGAGAACACCAAGACCAUUCCCGAGUGCUCGGCCAUCACGCACUCGGACAACCGGGAUAAACUCGGAGCCAAGCUCAUCUGGAAGGCCCCGCAGAACAAGCGGGGGCGGGUCUACUUCACGGGCACUGUGCUACAGGAGUACGGAACCUUUUGGAGCGACAUCGUGAACAAAGUGCAGGCGGAGCCGCAAUAACUGAAAUUGUGUACUUAUUCAUAAGACAGCUGUAGCCAGCAACGCCGGGCAAUAAAUCUUAAAAACCCUAAUUAGUCAAAACGAAAUUGUUGUUUGAAGAUUUUUCACAUACCAUUCCCCGACGGCUCGGAGCCAAAGGCGCCCCAUUGAGCCGUGCAAUCAACAUUACAGGGCGAAAUUAUUGACUUUCUGGCUUAACGUUUAUGAAUGACCAGCCCACGUCUCCGCAUCCGAGCAAGCGA